UCACCAGCCAUUACAUAAUCAUCCAUCAUGGCAUCCAAAGCUCUUCCAUUCUUCUCAUUCACCCUCCUCCUUUUCCUUCCCAUGUUGUUUCAGGCUGUUUUAGCUGACUCAAAUGAGAAAAAGCCAUCCCCAUUUGAGUUUCUCCAGCAUCUGCAAGGAUGUCAUAAGGGAGAGAAGGUUAAAGACAUACAUAAACUCAAAAAGUAUCUCGAAAGUUUCGGUUACUUGAGCUAUAGCAAGAACGAAACUCAUGCCAACGAUGAUGAUUUCGAUGACUUCUUGGAGUCUGCCAUCAAAACUUACCAGCUCAACUAUAAUUUAAAGACGACUGGGACUUUGGAUUCCAAAACAGUAUCAAAGAUGAUGACGUCUCGUUGCGCGGUAGCAGAUAUCAUCCAUGGUACUACUGGGAUGCGUUCCGGCAAGAAAAGGCAACACCCUGCGGGAUCUAAAUCUUUCCAUACAGUCGCGCACUACGCCUUCUUCCCAGGAAACCCCAAAUGGCCAGAUUCUAAGUCCCAUCUCACCUACGCAUUUCUUCCAGGGACCCGAGCUGAUGCCGUUAACCCUGUUGUAAGAGCUUUCCAAACAUGGGCUGCAAAUACACACUUUAGCUUUUCCCGGACUGAGGACUAUACAAAUGCUGACAUCACAAUUAGUUUCGAAAGUCGGGAUCAUGCAGAUGGAAACCCUUUCGAUGGCCCUGAUGGAACCUUAGCUCACGCUUUUGCGCCAACUGAUGGGAGAUUCCACUAUGAUGCAGAUGAACAAUGGUCCGUAAGUGUAACCCCUGGCGCAUAUCACUUGGAGACUAUUGCAUUGCAUGAAAUCGGGCACCUUCUUGGUCUGCACCACAGCUCAGUUGAGGGGGCCAUAAUGUAUCCUACCUUUAUGGCCGGAGAAAGCAAGGGUUUGCACGGGGAUGAUAUUCAAGGAAUCAGGGCUUUAUAUAACAAGUGAGGAGCUAGACCCAGCAAUUGAAAUUAAUUUGUUCAUCAAUAGUGAAAAAUGUUGCAUUUUACGGCAUGCUAAGAUACAGCUA
Theobroma cacao (cacao) is the source of this 1042-nucleotide messenger RNA. The record is from RefSeq and is a predicted model, not a curated record. NCBI's taxonomy places the organism in Eukaryota, Viridiplantae, Streptophyta, Magnoliopsida, Malvales, Malvaceae.